Messenger RNA from Chiloscyllium plagiosum (whitespotted bambooshark), 2152 nucleotides. It is a transcript of the gene gsx2, whose product is annotated as GS homeobox 2. Gene Ontology annotation, biological process: regulation of DNA-templated transcription. Gene Ontology annotation, cellular component: nucleus. Lineage: Eukaryota; Metazoa; Chordata; Chondrichthyes; Orectolobiformes; Hemiscylliidae. Gene Ontology annotation, molecular function: sequence-specific double-stranded DNA binding; DNA-binding transcription factor activity, RNA polymerase II-specific. The record is from RefSeq and is a predicted model, not a curated record.
ACCAAGUCAGUGGAGAGACAAGUCUUCAGUCAUUGUCACGAGAUUUCAAAUCACUUUCAACUGACUCUUUGUGGAAGGGCAGCGUUUAUUCCAGCCACGCUCCGUAAAUGGUUGUGAACUUGCGUCUAUAGGACAGAAAAACUGGAUGCUAAUAACGCUUUAUGAAUUUUACAUUCCCCGUUUUUCAAAUGCUCCGUUCUUCACACAGACCCCGAGGAACCAUCUUUAUGGUCAGCUCUUUUGAUUUUCUUCUGUGAACAGUUUGUUCUAUUUUCAGUGGAGAUUUUCCGAGCACAUAAUGAAAAGAAGAAUUCAUGUUGCAACAAAACGUCACGACAGAAAUGAAAUGUAUUGCAAAAAUAGCAAUACAAUUACAGGACAAGCAAGAGAUUUAAAGAGAAUUGCUUUAAUCAUCCACAGUCAUCUGCACAUCUCAAGAAAAAAAACAGCCAAAGAGUCAGAAAGUGUUCACUGGAAUAAUCCAUUCCCUUUUCCAAUCAGUCAAUUGAAAGUGAUUUGAAAUCUCAUGACAAUGGUGCUGUUAUCCGCAGCUGGGUUAACUCGCGCUGUGGAGCUUUGCUUUACAUACUGAGCAAAAUUACAAAACACUCACUUAAAAAGUUUUUUGUUUCUUGUUUUGUCAGACUUUGAUAGUGUGUCUCAAGGGGUUGCCUGACAAAUGGGGAAAUGUUGAUCUCCGGCUCUUUAUAAUCACGUGUUAAUAGUUCACUGGCAACAGAAAAAAAAGCCUUGGAGCAGGACGCACACGUGGGUGACGUUCAGACCAACCAUCGCCAGCGACCCUUUUGUUUAGCCUCCAACAUAAGUACCUUCUGACUCUCUCCCUGCCGCAGUGUAUACUGAACCCAGCAACCAACAAAGCUAGGCAGAGCCAAGGAGAAUACACGAAAUGUCUCGAUCGUUUUACGUUGAUUCCCUUAUCAUCAAAGAUUCUGCAGUGCGACCUGCUCCUGUCUUGAACGAUCACGGCCAAGACUUUCUGAUUCCUAUAAGCGUCCAUUCUCCAACCAUGAUGUCGGUUUCUGGUCCCGUCUGUCCGUCCAGAAAGACGGGCACUUUCUGUGUCUGCCCCCUCUGUGUCACGUCCCAUAUCCACUCAUCCCGGAGUGGAAUCCCGCUGCUGAAAAGCCAGUUCCCAAAUGGAGACCCCCAGUACUGUCAACGAAUCAACCAGCAGUCAAACCCUGGGCUCGGGCAUCCACCUGUAUGCACACCCACUUACAGCGUAACAGACCCUAGGAGAUACCACUGUCUAACUGUGGGUACUGAAAAUAACAGUCACCUACAGAACGGCAAACGGAUGAGAACGGCUUUCACUAGUACGCAACUCUUGGAGCUCGAGAGAGAAUUCGCCUCCAACAUGUACCUAUCGAGGCUUCGCAGGAUUGAAAUUGCAACCUAUCUGAAUUUAUCUGAGAAGCAGGUUAAGAUCUGGUUCCAGAAUCGGCGCGUUAAACACAAAAAGGAAGGCAAGGGCACCCCGCGUAAUGCGCACAACGCCUGCAAAUGUAGUAGCCAAGGGCACUGUCUGCGCUCAGAGGACGAGGAAUCCCUUUCACCUAUAUCAUCAGGGAAAGAAGACAAAGAUAUGUCACCUGCAUAGUGGACAGACGUGCAAAGUUUAAAAGUUUACAGACUUGUUCAAUUCUGUAUUCCCUCAAUGCACUUAUUGUAUUUCACUACUUAAGAUUUUAGAAUAAGGUCCCUUGCUGCAGUGUUGUUGUUGCAAUUGGUUAUGUGCCUGCUCACUGUCCUGGUGUGAUUGGAUUCACUGUAGAAUUAUACCGAGAUGGAGCAUGCAGCAAUUUCAUUCACAUCCCGGGUCUCGAAGUGUUCACACAGUAUGAUUAAAAUAGAUAAACAUAGACUUCCCUUUAUGGCCAACAUCAUUUUGUUUGAAUCGUUGAUGAGUUAUUUUGCUCCGAAAGCAAUUGUAUAGCAAUAUUGGCCUAAUUUCUUUUAUAAGAAUAAAAUUAUCGAGCAUUUUGCAUAAAUACUGUAUUUUCAAACCCUGAUUUCUGUAAAACACACAAAAAAGAGGCCUAUGUAAAUGCUCCGGCUCCUUAAGAACAACUGUAGGUUGAAUAGGAGAAACUGUAAAUAGUUAGCUGGUUGGCACAUUGCUGUAAAA